AUGUUCAAAGCAUCCACCUUUUUUUGCUUAAGAUAUACUAAAAUCGUCAGUAGGCAUGCAGGAAAUUUAGUUUCGGACCCUAAAAAACUUAAAGGCAUGGUUGGAGUUUCUAGUAACACUGAAUUUUUAUACACGUUUAAUAUGAAUAUCUCACUAGCAUUUUUUUCAACAAUAAUUGGUAAGUAAGCUGAACCGCGAAGCAAAAAUGUCCCUUAAUGAUUAUUCAAUUUAAAAAUUAUACACAAAGAUGCAAUAGUCUCUGUUCAACCCAAAUUAAGAAAUUCGAACGACUUUGGGUAUGAGUAUUAUGGUCAAAUAUUUUUCAACAAUAGAUUUGGCACUGAAGACUCUGAAUGGUAACUUCUAUUUAGUCUUCAUUCUUUAAGAGAAUAUUUUCUUACUCAAUUUGGUGUGCAAGAAUUUAAGGAAUUUUUAGAAAGAAAUGAAUUAUUAAAGGACACGCUUCUCAAAAAAGAACAAUAUAAAUCCUAUUUCUCAGAGAUUGCACUAAAAUUCAACUAUGAUCGAAAUCUGCUUAAAUUGGUAUCAGACUGUAAUAUUCAUGAACUUGUGGUUAGUAAUUUUUCAGAAAUUUUCAAUGGAAAAGAAAACUCCCAAGAAGAUAUCUAUGUAGGAAAAUUUUGGACCCAAAAAGCGAUUGGUAGUAAUGAAAAUUAUGUGUUUAAUUAUUUCCCACUUGAAGAUGCUGAUCACUUUGAUAAUGAUAGUGAUAAAAAAGAAUUUAAAAUGUUUUCCAUUUCAAAUGAAUAUCCGCAAGUAAUUGAAGAAGAAAGGACAGAAGAGCCUGAAGAAGCAAAAGAAAGCACAGAUAAAUCUGCAAUUGUUUUUGAUUUAGAUGAAGAAAGCUCUGAAGACACUAUAUCAUAUACAAAUGACAAAGAGAUGCCUCAUGAUCCGCUUAGUGAAAUGAAAAGUCAAAUCCCAAUAGAUAUUUUUGAAUUUUUCAUAAAAAAUAAAGUCAUAGUUUUUUCACAGGAAAAAAGUUCGAAAAACCCAGUAACCAAUUGGGUUUAUGUGCAGCUAGAAACUGGAAAUGAUGAUCUUUUAACGAUAGAAACAGUUGAACGAGCAAUGAAAUCGUGUGGUGUUCGUUCUACUAAAAGAAUCGAAAUUUUUAAUGGUACUAAUAAGAGAAAGCAGAAAAUAGUGGAAAGCGAAGUAAUGAAUAAAAUUAAGGCCUCAAAUAGAAAUAUUGUUUUGGGCCAAAAGCCAGAAUUAUUUCCAGCUAAGAUACUUCCAAAGCAAGAAAUUCCUUGAUUUGAGAUGUGGCUUAGAGACAAUUUACCAAAAAUUUUUUCAGGAAAAAAUGUUAAAAUAAUAGCGAUUUUAAAUAAUUUUCUGAAAAAAUCCCUUCUAAUCAAAAAGAACAAAGAAAAAAGCAUGCACCAGAAAUUCCUAAAGAGCAAGCUAAAAUUAAAAUUUUUCAAAGUCCAAAAGCAUAUGCAUUUAUUGAAUUAAAUGAAAUUUCAGACAAAAUGAAAGUUUUGAAUCCCCAUUUCAGGAUUUUCGGAGUGAAUAUGUUCGGAUCAUUAUUGCUUGUUGAUGAUGCUGAUAUCAAAUUUACUAUAGUUGUAAGAAACGUAGAUAUCACAGAUCAAGAUAUGUUUGAAGCAAAAUUUAAUGAAGAAUUAUUGAAUAAUAAAUCAGAUGUGCAAAUUCGUGGAUAUCAAAUUUACAAUUAUUUUAAUGGGAAAAUGAACCAGAUAUUGCUGAGGCUUAAAACUUUUGAAGAUGCUUUUGAGGUGGCAAACAUUAUGAAUAAUAAGACGCUUACUCUCUUGAUAUAACGAUUUAUUGGAAAAUAGUUAAGCGCCCUUUCUUGAUCGAACGAUUUUCAUAUAGUUAAGCUUGAACCCCCACUACUUACACCUCAAAUCUAACUGCCUAUCUUUGAUUAUAAUUAAUCUUAGAGAUAUUACUGUAUAAUCGUUUCUUCGCAAUUUCUAGCAUAUUUGCAAAUAUAUUUCAUACUCUUUCCCUUACUACUCAGGCAUAAAAUAUUUUACAUGAAAAAAUUUUAAUAUAUAAACUUAAUAUAAUAUAUAUUUUCCAGAAUUUUUUGAACCGCUCUUGAUCGAACGAUGGAACAUCAUUUGAUCAGAGAUCGAAGGAGCUAGAGGGAAAAAGAUAACUGUUGAUUUUAGAAGAGGAUGCGGAAUUUGGGAUAGUGGCGAAUAUAGAGAAACAUUAAAUGGCUUCAUAGGAAGUGAUUCUAUUGAAGGGGGGAAAAAAGAUAAGAAAAAGCAUUAA
This is a messenger RNA of Blepharisma stoltei, 2271 nucleotides long. The record is from the annotation of a GenBank genome assembly. Lineage: Eukaryota; Ciliophora; Heterotrichea; Heterotrichida; Blepharismidae.